AUGGCGGACCAGAUCCCUCUGUACCCGGUGCGCAGCGCGGCCGCGGCCAGCCGCAAACGCGCGGCCUACUACAGCGCGGCGGGGCCCGGGGCCGAGCGGCCCAGCAGGUACCAGCUGGAAGAUGAGUCUGCCCAUUUGGAUGAAAUGCCACUAAUGAUGUCUGAAGAAGGCUUUGAGAACGAAGAAAGUGAUUACCACACAUUACCACGAGCUAGGAUCACGCGGAGAAGGCGCGGGCUGGAGUGGUUCGUCUGCGGAGGGUGGAAGUUCCUCUGUACCAGCUGCUGUGAUUGGCUGAUAAAUAUUUGCCAGAGAAAGAGAGAGCUGAGAGCUCGUAUAGUGUGGCUUGGACAUCCUGAGAAGUGUGAAGAAAAACAUCCCAGAAAUUCAAUCAAAAAUCAAAAAUACAAUGUGUUUACCUUUAUACCUGGGGUUUUAUAUGAACAAUUCAAGUUUUUCUUGAAUCUCUAUUUUCUGGUAGUCUCCUGCUCACAGUUUGUGCCAGCAUUGAAAAUAGGCUAUCUCUACACCUACUGGGCUCCUCUGGGAUUUGUCUUGGCUGUUACUAUCACGAGGGAAGCAAUUGAUGAAUUUCGGCGUUUUCAGCGAGACAAGGAAGUGAAUUCACAACUGUACAGCAAGCUUACAGUAAGAGGUAAAGCGCAAGUUAAGAGUUCAGACAUACAAGUUGGAGACCUCAUCAUAGUGGAAAAGAAUCAAAGAGUUCCAUCGGACAUGGUAUUUCUUAGGACUUCAGAAAAAGCAGGUUCGUGUUUUAUUCGAACUGAUCAACUAGAUGGUGAAACCGACUGGAAGCUGAAGGUGGCGGUGAGCUGCACACAGAGGCUGCCCGCUUUGGGGGACCUCUUUUCGAUCAGCGCUUAUGUUCACGCUCAGAAGCCACAGCUGGACAUCCACAGCUUUGAGGGCACGUUUACCAGGGAAGACAGUGAUCCACCCAUUCAUGAAAGUCUCAGCAUAGAAAACACAUUGUGGGCAAGCACCAUUGUUGCAUCAGGUACGGUAAUAGGUGUUGUCAUUUAUACUGGAAAAGAGACUCGAAGUGUAAUGAACACAUCCAAUCCCAAAAAUAAGGUGGGUUUGUUGGACCUUGAACUCAAUCAGCUGACCAAAGCACUGUUUCUGGCCUUGGUGGCUCUCUCGGUUGUCAUGGUGACCUUGCAAGGCUUUGUGGGCCCGUGGUACCGCAGCCUCUUCCGGUUCCUCCUCCUGUUUUCCUACAUCAUCCCCAUAAGCCUGCGUGUGAACUUGGACAUGGGCAAAGCGGCGUACGGGUGGAUGAUCAUGGCAGACAGCAGCAUUCCCGGCACUGUCGUCCGGACCAGCACCAUCCCGGAGGAGCUGGGGCGCCUGGUGUACCUGCUCACGGACAAGACAGGGACCCUCACGCAGAAUGAAAUGGUAUUCAAGCGGCUGCACCUGGGCACUGUGUCCUACGGGACGGACACGAUGGACGAAAUCCAGAGCCACGUCAGGGACUCCUGCUCACAGCUGCAUUCUCAAGCCACCAGUUCAACCCCACCCAGAAAAGCCCAAUCUUCAGCUCCCAAAGUGAGAAAGAGCGUCAGCAGUCGAGUCCACGAAGCAGUGAAGGCCAUCGCGCUGUGCCACAACGUGACCCCCGUGUACGAGCCUCGGGCCGGCGGAACCGGGGACACUGAGCACGCGGAGGUGGACCAAGACUUCAGCGACGAGAACCGCACCUACCAGGCCGCCAGCCCCGACGAGGUGGCCCUCGUGCAGUGGACGGAGAGCGUCGGCCUGACCCUGGUCAGCAGAGACCUCACCUCCAUGCAGCUGAGGACCCCCGGCGGCCAGAUCCUGACCUACAGCGUCCUGCAGACGUUCCCCUUCACGUCGGAGAGCAAGCGCAUGGGCGUCAUCGUCAGGGACGAGUCCACGGCAGAAAUCACGUUCUACAUGAAAGGCGCCGAUGUAGCCAUGUCCGCCAUCGUCCAGUACAACGACUGGCUGGAGGAGGAGUGUGGGAACAUGGCCCGCGAAGGCCUGCGCACCCUCGUGGUCGCAAAGAGGACGCUCACGGAGGAGCAGUACCAGGACUUCGAGAGCCGACACGCGCAGGCCCGGCUGAGCGUGCACGACCGGGCGCUGAAGGAGGCGGCCGUGCGGGAGAGCCUGGAGCGGGACAUGCAGCUGCUGUGCGUCACGGGCGUGGAGGACCGGCUGCAGGCGCACGUGAGGCCCACGCUGGAGUUGCUGCGGAACGCCGGCAUCAAGAUCUGGAUGCUCACGGGCGACAAACUCGAGACGGCCACGUGCAUCGCCAAGAGCUCGCACUUGGUGUCCCGGACCCAGGACGUUCACAUCUUCAGACCAGUCACCAGUCGAGGGGAGGCCCAUUUGGAGCUGAAUGCCUUUCGAAGGAAACAUGACUGUGCACUGGUCAUAUCUGGGGACUCCCUGGAGGUGUGUCUGCGGUACUAUGAGCACGAGCUCGUGGAGCUGGCCUGCCAGUGCCCCGCCGUGGUGUGCUGCCGCUGCUCGCCCACCCAGAAGGCCCACAUCGUGAAGCUGCUGCGACAGCACACGCACAGACGCACCUGCGCCAUCGGUGACGGCGGGAAUGAUGUAAGCAUGAUCCAGGCUGCAGACUGUGGGAUUGGCAUUGAAGGGAAGGAGGGGAAGGCGGCCUCGCUGGCGGCGGACUUCUCCAUCCAGCGCUUCGAGCACGUGGGCCGGCUGCUGGUGGUGCACGGGCGGAGCAGCUACAAGCGGUCAGCGGCGCUCGGCCAGUUCGUCAUGCACAGGGGCCUGGUCAUCUCCACCAUGCAGGCUGUGUUCUCCUCCGUCUUCUACUUCGCAUCCGUCCCUCUGUACCAGGGUUUCCUCAUGGUGGGGUACGCAACGGUCUACACCAUGUUUCCCGUGUUCUCGCUGGUGCUGGACCAGGACGUGAAGCCGGAGAUGGCCUUGCUGUACCCGGAGCUCUACAAGGAGCUGACCAAGGGCAGGUCCUUGUCCUUCAAGACCUUCCUCGUCUGGGUUUUGAUCAGCAUUUACCAAGGCGGCAUCCUCAUGUACGGGGCCCUGGUGCUUUUCGAGUCCGAGUUUGUGCACGUCGUGGCCAUCUCGUUCACCGCCCUCGUCCUCACGGAGCUGCUCAUGGUGGCGUUGACCGUCCGGACGUGGCACUGGCUGAUGGUCGUGGCCGAGUUCCUCAGCCUGGGCUGCUACAUGGCCUCGCUCGCUUUUCUCAAUGAAUAUUUUGAUGUCGCCUUCAUCACGACGGCGCCCUUCGUGUGGAAGGUGUCGGCGAUCACCGUGGUCAGCUGCCUGCCGCUCUACCUGCUCAAGUACUUGAAGCGCAAGCUGUCGCCGCCCAGCUACUCCAAGCUGACCUCCUAGGCGCCGCGCGUGGGGUCCCGUGGGGUCCCCGUGGCCGCGGGGCGGCGGCUGCGCCACGGCCGGCAGAGGAUCGGCGCCCCGAGCGCGCAUCGUGCGCGGCGCACCCCUGCUUUCCUUUUUUAUUUUUAGUAUUUAAUUUUCGUAUCAAACCAGCUUCCGUUUCUAUUGAAAACGAGCCCCGAUUAUCCCUCUGGCUGCGCAGCGCUCAGCCCGGCGCGACCCGAGAACUGACGCGGAAGCCUGGCCCCCCCCCCUCGCCCGGAAUAAAGCCUGGACCUGCGAA
Hipposideros armiger (great roundleaf bat) is the source of this 3670-nucleotide messenger RNA. RefSeq names its product ATPase phospholipid transporting 9B (gene ATP9B). The transcript is spliced from 29 exons. The coding region runs from base 1 to 3387 and encodes 1128 amino acids. Gene Ontology annotation, molecular function: ATP hydrolysis activity; ATP binding; magnesium ion binding. Gene Ontology annotation, biological process: endocytosis; phospholipid translocation; retrograde vesicle-mediated transport, Golgi to endoplasmic reticulum. The record is from RefSeq and is a predicted model, not a curated record. Lineage: Eukaryota; Metazoa; Chordata; Mammalia; Chiroptera; Hipposideridae. Gene Ontology annotation, cellular component: endosome; plasma membrane; trans-Golgi network.